AAAAAUAUUAUCCGGCCAUCUUGAAUGUGAGGAAGUAAACAGAGAGAGAGAGAGAGAGAGAGAGAGAGAGACUAUUAAUACUAUUACUAUUCCAGAUGGGGGAGAGAAUAGUGAAGGAGAGUGACUGUUACUUCUACUACUACUCCUCUUGCUCUAAGGGAGAGAGCUGCAACUUUCGCCAUGAACCUUCAGCCCUUCGUAACGAGACAGUCUGUGUGUACUGGAAGAGUGGGAAAUGUACUCGAGACAAAUGCAUUUUUCCACACAUGGAUAUCACCAAACAGAGAGACCGGAUAGCCUGUUACUUUGAGACACAGCCGGGCGGAUGUCGGAAGCCACACUGUCCCUUCCAGCACUCCUCCGUCAAGACAGCGGAUGACCUACCCACUGAUGGAGCAAUCCUGCCAGUGAAGGCCCCCUCAACCCCCCCUCCUGCCAGUGCCAAGGGGGCCGUGGCACCACAGAAGACCUCCGUAAUUGUGGCACUUCAUGAUGGUAAGAGAUUAGAACGAGGGGAGUGGGUAGGUGGCAGAUUUGAACAGGAAAAUGUUUAGGAUGGAGAGAAUUAGAGCGAGAAACAUGUGAGGGAAGUUAGAGUGAGUUAAAGUGAGAGAGAGAGAAAAUUAGAGCGAGUGGGAGUGGGU
Portunus trituberculatus (swimming crab) is the source of this 644-nucleotide messenger RNA. RefSeq names its product zinc finger CCCH domain-containing protein 11A-like. The transcript is spliced from 4 exons. Bases 96 to 554 code for a protein of 152 amino acids. Gene Ontology annotation, molecular function: metal ion binding. NCBI's taxonomy places the organism in Eukaryota, Metazoa, Arthropoda, Malacostraca, Decapoda, Portunidae. The record is from RefSeq and is a predicted model, not a curated record.